Molecule: messenger RNA, 2453 nt
Organism: Pangasianodon hypophthalmus (striped catfish)
Lineage: Eukaryota; Metazoa; Chordata; Actinopteri; Siluriformes; Pangasiidae
Gene: nus1
Product: NUS1 dehydrodolichyl diphosphate synthase subunit
Exons: 5
Coding region: 213-1052 (279 amino acids)
Cellular component (GO): endoplasmic reticulum membrane; dehydrodolichyl diphosphate synthase complex
Molecular function (GO): ditrans,polycis-polyprenyl diphosphate synthase [(2E,6E)-farnesyl diphosphate specific] activity
Source: RefSeq, a predicted model, not a curated record
GGGAGUGUAAAGUGUAAAGGUUAACAAAAUGGCGGCCGGCAGUUUGAGGUGUUGGCAGUAAUCGAAUGGCUUGUUACCGGCUCGAUUAACGCUCGCUGUUUAAAUAAACACGGACGUUAGCGAUGCGGGCUUGUUUGAGUCCCUGACAAACUCGAAAUCUAAUUAGGAGAUUUUAAACUGUUAUUAUUGUUAUUAUUAUUUUUAAUUUAAUUAUGGCGUUAGUGUAUGAGUUGGUAUGGCGAGUUUUGCACGUCCUCCUCCAGCUUCAGCGCGCGGCGGUGUCCUGGUUCCAGGCGCGCGCAUGGAAGCGCACCUGGCUGCUAUGGAGACGAGCCGCGGCUGCUGUGCUGCUCCCGCUAGCGCUCGGGUUUGCUAACCAGAAGAAGCUCGGAGCCGCGGCGGGGAAGCGACCGAGCCGCCGGUGUCGGCUGCUGACGGACGGGAAGGCUUUGGAGAAGCUGCCGCUGCACGUCGGGCUGCUGGUCGCGGAGGAGGAGGCGCAUUACACCGACAUGGCUAAUGUGGUGGUGUGGUGUAUGGCCCUCGGCAUCUCUUAUGUCAGCGUGUAUGAUAACGAAGGUGUGUUCAGGAGGAACAACUCCAGACUGAUGGAGGAGAUUGUGAAGCAGCAGAAGGAGCUCCUGGGCUCGGAAAGCUGCAAAUACUCGGCAGAGUUCCUGAAUAAUGGCACAGACACACAGGAACAAGUGUCAUGGUGUCAGACGGUGGUAAAGGUCUUGUCUCCAGACGACGGGAAGCUCAGUAUCGUGCGAGCGGCGCAGCAGCUGUGUAAGGCCGUAGAGCAGAAAGAGAGCACAUCCAAAGACAUCAACGUCACUGUGUUGGACUCCUUACUGCGGGAGUCAAAGAACAUCCCAGACCCCGAGCUGGUGCUGAAGUUCGGCCCAGUGGAGAGUACACUCGGCUUCCUGCCCUGGCACAUCAGACUAACGGAGUUCAUCUCUUUGCCUUCCCACAAAGACGUCUCUUACGACGACUUCCUCUGCGCUCUUCGGCGUUACGCGUCCUGCGAGCAGCGACUGGGGAAGUGAGCGAGUCCUCCAAAAAACCUGAACUGAAGGAAUCCAUGCGAGAGACGUCCUCUCUCUCUCUCUCUCUAUGUUUACAAAACACGCAGCUGAGCAUCAGCAUCCCGACGCCGCAUCAGCAUCUCUCCUUCACAACACACACGGCCCGGUUCUGACCCUGUACACCAAGGCUCUGUGUGAGUGAAUGAGUAAAUACGUGUAACUGUAAGUGUGUGUGUGUGUGUGUGUAUGUGUGUGUGUGCGUGUGUGAGAGCCUGCCCUGCUGCUGCGUGUACACGGAGCAGAACUUCCAUUCAUCCGUGAGCGGCUCCAGAGACACGGUUAGCAAUAUGGUGUAGAUUUCAGCGUCACACUUCAUCCCAUUUUGUCCUCUUGGUGUGUGUGGAAGCACUGUAGCGUGGGCCGCUGAGUCAGCCAGCACUGUGCACUGAGGAAAAGGAACAUUACGACGGGAAAACCAGUCAUCCAUCACAACAUCUCGGCAGCAUGCAUCACAAGGAAACUCAUUAAUGACUUAGCAAUGAUCUAAUGCAGUUGGAAUGAAUCGUGAACAGUACGAGCAUGUGGACCUGAGGGAGCAUGUGAAAUGUGUUAAAUGUAAACGUGUGUGUGGGGGUGUGCGUGCGUGCGUGUGUGUGUGCGCGUUUAGGCCACUGAUUGUACUGAAAAAAAACUUGACUUUGAUUUACAAUUGAUACAAAAUUGUUUAUGAUCAUAUGCUGUAUUGUUUUUUUUUUGUUUUUUUUUUGCCAAUCAGUCACAUUUUCAGGCUAAUGCUCCGUCCAACAGUUUACUUCUUAAAUAAGAAAUCAUUUUUUCCUUCUUUUCUUUUUUUUUUUUUUUUUAAUAUAUAAAUUAAGUACAUGUCUAUUAGGUGUGGGUGAUAUGGCAAAAAUGUAUUAUGUAUAUACCGAAGUUAAAGUAGGAACACUAUCCAAAAAAAAAAAAAAACCCCCAAAAAAAACAGCACCCCAGUAUGAGAGACUGAAAGUCAAAUGUUUUUUCAAAAUGACUGAUAUUUAAAAAACAUAACAAGCUGAAACAUUUUUAACAUCCAGACUCGUUACUGUAAGUAACCCUAGAGUUUGUUGUUGUAAAAGUACUCACGUUCUUCACAACACUCUUGCACUGUCAUAUCGCCCACUCCUAAUCUGCAAAUCUGAGAGACAAAUCCGAAGAUGUGUACGUGAAUGUGGAUCAGCUGCGUUGUGGAGAGACACUGCACUGAAUUUUACACCGUAAUGCUAACCUCAGAGGCUCGCAGACGACGAGUGUCUUGCCAUUUGUCGGAAGUCUUAAACCGAGCAGUGUAUUUAUUAGUCAUGGCUCAUCGUAUAAGAGGGUUGAUGUAAUAGUGUCCAGUGUCCAGUGCGAAUGCUUAAUAAAUGUUACUGAAAACCUGAA